UAACAAAUGUGAGGAGCCGGAAGUGGUGGUCUGCUGAUGAUUGGAGAAUGUCGGUGGGUGUUCUAAUAUUUUCCUUGCCGUCAUUGGGUUUCCUUUCUGCCGCUCAGAGCUGCUGCUACCUCGGCUCCAGACACUUCCUGCUCCGAGUCACUUCUCGCAAAGGGGCACAGGAUGAGGAACAGAGAUGUUUGGGAGGGAACGUGACUCCUGGGGCUUCACUUAAGGACAUUAAGAUGACAUAAAUCAAGGCCUUACCUGGAACUGUUCUCUUGUGUAUUUGCUUUGUUCUUCUUUGUUUAGUUUGCUGAUUUUUUUUUUUCUUGUUCAGUUUUUGUGUCACUUGGAGAAGUGCUUUCCACAGCGAAUCUUUAUUUAACACACUACUGUCCCGAGAACGUGGUUUUGUCACGCCUCCUGUCAGCGUUGUACGUAUCUCUGAGAUUUCAGAUAGCAAUAGAAGUUUCAAAGGUCUUGGAAAAGCUGCACUUAUCAUAUCUUUGAGGCGUUCAUCACACCGCAGGCUGCUCUCAUCAUGCAACAAACUUUAAAGAAUCGCUGCACAUUAGUUGAAUGAUCCUGGCCUCCUUUCAGAGAGAAGACUGGCAGACAUUGUCCACGUUAAAAGCGAGGAUGCGCUCCUUAGAACCAACCUCACCUUCUCCAGCAGAAGCCCUCCUUCAUGGUCAGUUUGCCAGCUGGGAAUCCAGCAGUAACAAUAAGAGCAGCAGCUGCCCGGACAGCCCUGGAGGUGGAGGGCUGUCCCCCACCGCCUCCCCAGCUCCGGCACCAGCCUCCAACUAUGCCUUGACCCUCACCCAUACCCACAUACACAUUCAGCGCCUCUCGCCGCGGCCUGGGAAGGAAGCCCGUCUCCUGCUGCCCUUGUCUGAACUGGUUGGGUGCAGCUGUCCUCGUUCUCCCGCACCGCCGCUGCUUGUUCUGUACUGGUACCCGCCAGGAAAACGACGGAAGGGGGUGUCCAGACGGCGGCAGGUGAGGGCCUACCUGGCAGAAAGCAGGCCUGAAGCUGAGAGGUGGUCGGCCGCUGUUCAGUGUUUGCUCAGAGAAGUGCCCGUCGCUGCUAACACAGAGUUUUCAAGAAGUCUGCUACCUCGUUCCAGGCGACUACUGUUAUUGGUCAAUCCGUUCAGCGGAAGAGGCCAAGCAAUGCAGUGGUGUCAGACCCACAUCCUGCCAAUGAUUAGGGAGGCCAACAUCAGCUACAACCUCAUACGAACAGAACGUCAGAACCAUGCAAGGGAGCUUAUUAGAGAGAUCCCGCUCCAAGAGUGGGACGGCAUCGUCAUUGUUUCUGGAGAUGGCCUACUGCAUGAGGUCAUUAAUGGUCUGAUGGAGCGCCCAGACUGGGAACAAGCAAUAAAAACACCUGUUAGCAUUCUGCCCUGCGGUUCUGGUAAUGCUCUGGCUGGCUCCAUCAAUCACUACGCAGGGUAUGACAUGUGCCUUCGAGAGCCUCUCCUUUUGAACUGCUGCUUUUUGCUCUGUAGAGGUGGUGUUCAACCCAUGGACCUGGUCUCUGUAACAACAAGCCCCGCUCCCUCCAAAAACAACCAUUCUGCAUCUGCCAGGAGACUGUUUUCCUUCCUUUCUGUUGCCUGGGGUUUUGUGUCUGAUGUUGACAUCGAAAGUGAGAGGUAUCGUGGCUUGGGCUCAGUGCGCUUCACUUUGGGAACGUUGGUGCGCAUAGCUUCACUUCGAUCCUACAAGGGUCGUCUGUCCUACCUACCUCCUUCUGUUGUUGCCACAUCUUCAAAUGGGACACCUCCACCCAGGAGACCCCUCUCACGCAGCAUCACUGAAGGCCUGGAGGGCGUCUGCAAAAUGCCUAUCCAUCGCACUUGCUCUGACAUGGGGAUUAGUGAGCAGAGGAGCCUCUUGCGCAGGAGUGAUGGUGAGAGGGAGAAAGAGGAGAGACAGAGAGAGAGGACAAGGAGAAGACAGAAAGGUAGGGGAAAAGGAACGGGUGUGGUGAGGGCUAGCAGCCUGGCAGAAGACAGAGAGAGGGAGAUGGAGAUUGAGGCUGAGGAGAAGUCCGGAACCUGUUCGGAGAAGUCCGGAACGAGUUCCGAGUCAAAUGAAAGGGAUGAAUCCAAUAUGGGAAAAGAGGAGAGGUUGGCAGGCAUUAAGGAUGAAAGGGAAGAUGAGGAAACAUCAGAGCAAGACUCUUGCGAAAUGUUGGAGGAUGACGAUAGUAGGGAUGAGGAAGGCAGUGGUGGUUCUCUAGAAGCGGACGGAGUGUUGCGUGCCAGGGAAUUGGGGGAUAGCUAUGGAGUGGACAUGGGAAGAGAGGCACAAGAAGAACCUGAAGAUGGCAUCACUUGCCAAGAUGGUCUUCAGAAUGGCAGAGAAUUGGUAAGAAAGAACUCUGCUCCUUCAAGCCAGAUAGCUAAUGCUCUGCUGACCCAGCCUCUCAGCCAAGAAGCUAGUACAGAUUCUGGCAUUUCAUGUGGCAUGGAGGACAUGGAUCUGAAUGAAACCUACUUCCAAAAACAGUCUUACCCUCUGGAAAUGACUCGGGAGCGAUCUCUCACCAUCUCCUCUCCCUUCCGUCAUGCUCCCUUCUCCUACAAGCAGAAAGCUCUGGACCAAAACCAAAAUGCCUCCCGUCCAAGGCCCCACUCACUCCUCCAGCAAUCCAACUCCAACUCCCUUCCCCCUAAAAUGACUCCCCCUUCCUUUUCUCCCACACCACCCUCUUCCCCUUCCUGUGCAUCCCCACACUCAUCAUCCUACCUCGCCCCCCGUCCAAACACCCCUAAUUCCACCUUGAGCUCUCCCUCAUUCCAUUCGCCGUCCUCGUCUUUUAACUUUGACAUUACCGAACCAGCAGGACCUCUAAAGAACCGUCCGUUCGUCUCACUGCCUUUUGAUAUACUGAGAGACGACUUGUUACCACCACUCGACCAGCCACUCCCCACUAGAGACUGGGUCACCAUUGAAGGGGACUUUGUGUUAGUCUUGGCCCUUUAUCAGACCCACCUCGGGGCUGACCUCCAUGCUGCACCUCAGGCUAGAUUUGAUGAUGGCCUAAUCCACCUGACCUUUGUCCGGGCAGGCAUCUCCAGAGCCACCCUACUCAGACUGUUCUUUGCCAUGGAAAAAGGAACCCACCACUCAGUCAGCUCGCCGUACGUGAGCCACGUAACCUGCAAGGCCUUCAGGCUGCAGCCUCUGUCUACACGAGGGACACUCACUGUGGAUGGAGAACUUGUGCCCUAUGGGCCACUCCAGGCGCAGGUUCAUCCCUCCAUGGCCCGUCUCAUUGUUGGAGACACUGGAGUAAAGAUUACCAGACUUUAAUAAGGGAUUAUUGAGCUUAUAUAUAUAUAUAUAUAUAUAUUGACAUAUCAACACUCUAACAAAUUAUUUUAUCUCUGUUGCCAUUAUGCUCUCAGAGGGAGAAAGAUAGAGUGGGGUGUUUGAAACACUAGUCUUGCCUGCAGGAAGCAGGUUUUGUAAGGAAUAAUGAAAGGAAUAACACACCAAGCCAUGCGCCAUUGUAGAAUGGCUGCAGGGAUUAAUACAAAAUUUUUAAAAAUUGUUUUACAAACGCGCUUCGUUGCACAAGUGUUGGAUCUUGCACAGCGUACGGUCAAAAGGGGAAUCGCACAGCCUAGGAUUAGAAGAGUGAAUACAAAUACCAGUUGAAUGUUUUGUGGGUUUUUUGAGCAGAUCGUGCAUGAGGUGAAUGUGUACAUGUUAGUAUGCAUGCAGAGAAACACUAACUGAUUUACGCCUUACACUGAGACAAUGAGAAAUAAGAUUAAUAUUGAAGAAAACAUUUUCUGGGGCAUUUAAAAUACACGGAAAUGAUCCGUGAUCCCUUAUCUGGACUCCUGCCUCCACCAGUGUUCAACUGUUAAAGGACAAAGACUUUGGUCCUUGAAAAUAAUGCCUUAUCUGCCAUUGAACAGCUGAGCUGUACCGUUGCUCCUUCUCUUUUGUAAUAAGCCUAAAAUGUUUUAUAAGAAGAGUUCAGGAUUGUUUCAAGUAAGGUUCUGUUAAACGGAUAUAGGCAGGUAAUUUCUUACUGGUAGAAGACAAAUGCCCAUGCGUCUUUAGCAUAAAACUAAUUGCUAGUCCAGUUUCAAGGUGCGCCUCUACUGUAUUAAAAAACCUUGCAACACAAAAUGUAAAAAAGAUUAAUGAGAAAGCUUUUUUUAUAAGCCUUUAAACUGUCAUCAUCUUUGCUUCAGAUUGUUAUAUGAAUGCAUGAUUAUUCACACAGUAAAUCAAGCCUGGGGGGUGGUGCACCAGCAAUUUGUUCCUAUUCCUGGGACAUUUAAAGUAUUUCUGAUCAGAGAAACUUUGUGAAACAAAAGUAAAGUGGCUUAAACAAUAAACAGGAGUAUUAUAGUGGUUUAAGUGAAUGCUAUCAGACAGUUACUAUUACUGGAAACACUUUAAUAUGUUCUGUUCUAAAUACGUGUUUCAUACAGGAACAUUAUUGAAGAUGCGCCCUCUUCUGGCUCAAAUUUUUGUAAUUGUUGCUUUUUGUGCAAAUUCCUUUCCAAUGCAAGAAUGACAACAGUUUAGAGGCUGAUGAAAACAAAGCACAUUAACCGCUAUGACAUAUUUCUAAUCUGAUUUUAAAAAGAAGUCCACUUUGGUCCCUGUUCAUCUCGGGCUACCAGCCUCAGCCUUUAGGCCUAACUAAUCUGGGCUCAUACUAAAUGAAGAUACUAGUUAUCUACUGAAAGUAAGAUAUUGGCAAUUUAUAAACCGUUCGCAUAAUCUCACCUCAAAAAUCCGGAGUAAUCCCUUUAUUCUCUCCAACUAGGAUAUAAAAAUGUAAUCCUAUGUUUACACAUUUCCUUAGCUCCAGCUAUUGACUCCAUCACUAACUGAAGAAAAAGCGUGGCAACACAUCACAUCCUUUUGCUACAAAAGCAACAACAAAAACAGAACUUUUCUGGAUUGAAUGUUAACCGUUACUGACAUUUGCAUUCUGCCUGCUUGUUUUAGCCAGUGGAUGCACGCUGCUGAUGAUGUCAGUGAUAUCGGUCGUUGCAUCAUGUUGAACAUAAAAAUGACUGAACAGCAGUAGCUGUUUUCUCGCUGCUUUGAGACACUUUGUUGUAAAACAUAAUCACUGCCCUAGGCCUCAGCUCAGUCUAAGAACAAAUACCUGUAGUUAUCUCGGAAAUGGCGCACAGAAGCAGAAUUUGAAGCAGCACAGAAUAAUGCAGUAGGAUGCAUAUUGACAAUUAAAUACUAACUACAAGGUAGAAAAUCAAAAAAUGCUUCAUGGAGCUGACGUGCCAGCAUUUGUUGCCUAGUGCAGUAUUGAAGGACUGAAUCAUAUUGCUUUAAUGAAUAGUUGCAGUUUGAACACUUAAAGGGUAUGAAAGGUACAACUGAUGGCUUAAAAAACAUUGAGGAGACAACACUAAAAUGAAGCAAUGCUCUAUUGGUGGGUCAAAUUAUUGAUCAUGAGGUAACUGGGAAAGAAAUACCAGCUUAAACUUAAUAAAAUAAACCAGCUGACAAAGCAAGCUGUUAAUUGUUUUUUUUUUUCAUUUAAAAGUUGCUGACAACUAUAACUGUUUGAGCUGAUAAAUAAAAUGAAACACUAAGUAUUGCGCCUGAAUUGUCUUAUAGAACCUAAUUUUCUUACUGUAGAACCUUCUGACUCGGUCUGAACUGAAGAUGAAUCAUUCGCAUGUGCAAUACAUCAAUCAAAACGUGCCAACUGCUUGGAUCACCAUCAGCAUACUGUAUUUUUUAAUCAAUGCCUUUGUAUGAUAAGCCUGUAAAUAACAGCUUUGAGGAUGCACUAUUUGCUUACCAAGAGGUUUAUUUUUGUUUGCAUUUUUUCCCCUUUUUGAGUGCCAGUAGUUCACCAUUUUUUACUCUGAGCUGGAAAAUAUAGAGUUUGAACAGAAAUAUGCCAAAAUGUUUACUCUCGAUGUUGAGGAGCCUAGUUAUGAUGUUUUACUUUCUUUGAGCAGCAGCGUUUCCUGUGGCCAUAGCUGGGACCAUAGUGUUUUCUAGACCAAUUUGAUAGGACAGCGCUGGAGUGUAACUCCUGAGUUGAUAAUGCCAUAAAAUUGUCCUUAGUGGGUCGCUUGUAAUGAAAUGGUAAAAUUACUAAAUCAGUGAAAAUAUAUACAUAUACAGUGUACAGAAAAUGGUUUCAAAUAAAUGUAACUUCAUA
Girardinichthys multiradiatus is the source of this 6178-nucleotide messenger RNA. RefSeq names its product sphingosine kinase 2 (gene sphk2). The transcript has 9 exons. Gene Ontology annotation, biological process: positive regulation of apoptotic process; sphingosine biosynthetic process; sphinganine-1-phosphate biosynthetic process. Lineage: Eukaryota; Metazoa; Chordata; Actinopteri; Cyprinodontiformes; Goodeidae. The record is from RefSeq and is a predicted model, not a curated record. The coding region runs from base 571 to 3321 and encodes 916 amino acids. Gene Ontology annotation, cellular component: membrane; intracellular membrane-bounded organelle; cytoplasm.